GGACGACAGCCGCAUUAGCAUACGCUCCAGUGCUCCACCACACGUUUAAUCUAGUAGCGUUAAAGCACUUCCUAAUAAUUUCGUCGCCGCCUCGGGAGAGACAGAGAGAGAGAGAGAGAGAGAGAGAGGGACAGUGUGCUGUGGAGGUUCCCGACGAGAGGAGAGAGAGAGAGAGAGAGAGAGUGGCGUCGACGACGACGAGCUUGAGCUUGAGCUGUGCAGCAACUGGGAGGUAUGGGGAGGAGUAAACAAAGAGGGGGCAGCAUAGGAAAAGACCACCGGACGCCCUCGUGAAGCCCAGCUUUUCGUGCCGCGUUCAGCCUCCUCCGCCAGCGCGCGAGAUUCUCUCCAUCCGCCCAGGCCCCAGCACAGCAAUGCCGCGCCGCUGGCUUCUUCUGGCUCCCUGCGCGCGGCUGGGCUGCCGUCGGGAUCGCCGCGGCAACGGCCGCGCCCGGCACGUGUUACAAAAACCGGCCGUGCACCAGCCGAUCAUCGGCAGUUGUCAAACUCCCCCCGCGCUACAUCUCGGAGAGCCACCGCCAAAGCUUCGAGGCGGGCGGCGGCUACGGCUGGUACUUUCGUGAUUAUUUCGCUAAACACACUUUUAAGUUGUCCGCUGUACGGCAGUAGAUUACACUGUUAAAUAGUAGAAUGAGACAUAAGACGAGAGACAGUCUUACAGUUCUCCAGUCUAUUUUACCAAUUCGAUUUUUUUUCUGCAAAUAAAGUUAGUUACUAUAUGCUUUUUAUGUGCUCAAAAGUUUUUUUUAACAAUAAUAACAUUGACCAUAAGCCAGCCGGUCUACGUGUGUGCAGUCUUCCUAUACUCUCCAACAAUAGCUCUAAAUUUCGUCCUCUAAAAAAAUAUUCUCUAAAUUUUACAAAAUUCUUUAAAAAGUUUCAUCCUAUACAUUUUUUUAUCUCCAACAACGUUCUCUAAGUUAGGUCUUCUAUGUCUACAGUGUUAACAGACUUUAUUAAGGGCAUUGUUUUUUUUCAUUUCGUUAACUAUAUUAACAGUAAUUUUGACGACUCAAGAAAAUCAAUUACUCAUUCAUUUACAGAAUCACAAAAAUAAAUUAUUUAUUCAUUUACGUAAUUUUUCAUCAUUACAACUAAUUUCUAAACAUUCCUCCAUCACCACUGUAUCCUUGUGACCUCGGUGCCGUUUGGUUCAGCUUCUGGGCGGCUUCUGGCCGCCAGAAGCUGAAGCUCUAACCAAACGGCCAGCUUCUCGGGCGGCUUUUCCUCGCAGCGCUUCGAAUAGAAGCCAGCCGCCUACGGUGCCCGAGAAGCGGCCAUCAGUUGGCUUCUUGCGAACGCUUGGGAAACGUCGCUAGGGUUCUCGCGCACCCACCGCGCUGCCGUCGCUCCCUCUCCUCCCCACACCGACGGCUUCGCAGGGUUGCCGCAUGCACACCGGCGUCGCAGCUCCGUCCUGAAGGCUUCUCCCCAUUACGUCGUCGUCUUCGCAGAUUUCCGCAUCAACAGGGAUUCUUGGACUUCGGUUCCAACAUCCACUGCAGCGAAGAUGGAUUCAGCAGACUCCAUAGCCGACAAGGCAAUUGGAAGGAUGCAAGAGAUUGCGGACAAGAUAUUUUCCGUAGCUCGGGAAACAAUCCGUCCAGGACGCGGGUUGACCUCAUUUGAGGCUACCAAACUACGUGUAGCAUUGGAGGACAUUGCUUGCAUGCUUGAGCAAGACUCUCUGGUGUUGCAAGAGAAUUUGGACAACGUGAACAACGUAAACAACCCUGGUCACAGCAGCUACGAACCGUCAGCCUUGUCCUCACCACCCCCAGCUGAUGAGUACCUUAGUCCGGAUUGGGACUUUGCUGAGCACUUUGAAAACUUCUGGGGUCUUGAAUAUGACUCGGACCAGAUGCCAUCGUUUAGUGAUAAUGAAGUUUAAGUUAGACCAUGUUAGAGUCAGGUAUUAGGGUAACUGGGAUAGAUCAGGCUUUUGGUUCAUGCGCAGUUCUUAAGUGUUCCUUGUGCUUUUGUGUCCAGCAGCACUUUAAUUUCGUCAGUCUCUAUAUGUAAUUAUGGCAAACGAAUGUGACUGCUUAUGGUACUACUUUAUGUUAUUAUGGUCCCUUACCUGUU
Messenger RNA from Zea mays, 2106 nucleotides. RefSeq lists its product as uncharacterized. Bases 1532 to 1912 code for a protein of 126 amino acids. NCBI's taxonomy places the organism in Eukaryota, Viridiplantae, Streptophyta, Magnoliopsida, Poales, Poaceae. The transcript has 4 exons. The record is from RefSeq and is marked predicted.